CAAUAUCCCAAUGCAAACCUGAAACCAAAACAGCAAAAUGGAGCCAGUUACAUGCACAGACCCAAGCUCCAAUAAGUCAACUCUAUCAUCAUCGUCACCAAUCCCACCAUGGGAUGACAUGUUCCGAUCCGGCUCAUUCCGCAAACCCUCCCUACCACCACCACUACUAUUACCACCACCACCACCAUGGCAGGACAUGUUCGAAUCUAACUCCUUCCGCAAACCCUCCCUAUCACCACCAACUUCAGAACCAACACCACCACCAUGGCAAUACAUGUUCCGAUCAGCCUCAUUCCGCAAACCCUCCCUACCACAAUCACUACUACUACUACCACCACCUCCAUGGGAAGACAUGUUAGAAUCCACCUCCUUCCGCAAACCCUCUCCACCACCACCAUCACCACCACCACCACCACCAUCAUCAUCACCCUCGCCACCUUCACCACCACCAUGGAAAGAAAUGUUCCGAUCCGCCUCGUUUCGUAAGCCCUCCCUACCACCACCACUACUACUUCUACCAACACCACCAUGGGAAGACAUGUUAGAAUCCACCUCCUUCCGCAAACCCUCUCCAUUACCACCACCACCACCAUCAUCAUCACCCCCGCCACCUUCACCACCACCAUGGAAAGAAAUGUUCCGAUCCGCCUCAUUUCGUAAGCCCUCCCUACCACCACUACUACAACUACCAUCACCACCUCCAGCAUCACCAUCACCCUCCCUACCACCACCACAACCACCAACAUCACCAUUACCAUCACCUUCCCUACCACCACCUCCAACACCGUCGCCAUCACCACCCUCCCCUGACGCGCCACCACUAGAACCAGACGCAGAUCACUCUCUCUCAAGCGACCCACAAGUCCGUCUCGCCCUCUACAUCGCUAUGGCCCACGCAGGCCUCGUUUUCACCACCUUCAUCCUCUACUACGCCUCAGAACUCCUGGACGAAUACCUCCGGCCAAUCCAAUGGGCCAUUCUCUGCUCUAUCCCUCUCAGAGGCAUUCAACAAACACUUGUCUCGUUUUGGUCUGGGCCUCUCCAUUCCGGCCUCUUAGAAACCUUUCUGGCUGUCCCAGUUGCAGUUUUCGAAGUUUUCUUUCAUACCGUGAUUGAAAUUCGCCAACUUUGCUUACGGCUCGUUCUCAAAAAGCAAAAAACAGAGCCCCCAAGACGGUUCCAAAGUGGGUUUUCCAAGCUUUUGCGGUGGCUCUUUUCGUUUGGUAUGUUUGUUAUAGCUUAUGAGCGGUUUGGGGCAAUUGGGUCUCUGGGUUUGAUUGGAUUAGGCCUAGUUUUCAGCUCAAAGACUGUAGAUUCAACAAUGUCAGCCAUGUCGUCGUUUCGGAGCAAUAGCUUUAGACGUAGAGCUAUUAGUGCGUUUUUCACUGGUGGGAUUUUGAAGAGGUUGAACACCAUUGUGGCAGUUGCUCUGAUUGUUGGUAUGACUGUCGGGUUUUUAGCAGGUGUCAUCUUUUUUUCCUAUAAGAUUGGUGUGGAAUGUAAAGAUGCUGUGAUUUCUUUGAAAUCGCACGUGGAGGAGAGCAAUUAUGCUGAAAAAUUAGGUCUGAAGAAGUGGAUGGAAGAGAAUGAUGUGGCUGGAAUGGUGGAUAGGUACACUACAAAGUGUUAUGAGACUGUGUUGGAUCACAUUGACAGUUUAGCAAAGCAGUAUAAUAUGACUGAGCUUGUCACUGGGAUCAAGUAUUUUGUGAUAGAGACACCGGUUAAUGAUUCUGUGAAUUUGAAUUCACCGUCUUUGGUUGAGUCUUCGCCUAAUACUGAGAGAUCUUUGAACCCGACGAAUAGGAAUUGGGGGAUGAUAUAUACAGAAUUGGAAGAUAUGCUAAGAGAAUUGAUAAUUGCUAGGGAGGACUUGGUUGAGAAGGCUAAAUGGUUUGCUGUUAAAGCAAUGGAUGUGUCACAAAGUAUGUUUGCUAGUAGUAGGAUUGUGUUAGUGAGUGGUGUGAAGUUUGUGUUUUCCACUGGGAAUUCGAUUUUGUCUGGAGCCGCAGAGGUUUUCAAUUUUGUGUCACAGUCAAUUUUGUUCUUUUGGGUGUUGUAUUAUCUGAUCACUUCGGAGUCCGGUGGGGUGACUGAACAAGUAAUGUGUAUGAUUCCAAUGCCGAAUUCAGCAAGGGUUAGAUGUGUUGAGGUUCUUGAUAAGGCGAUUUCGGGUGUGCUUUUGGCUAUUGCUGAGAUUGCAUUCUUUCAAGGAAGUCUCACUUGGCUUUUGUUUAGACUGUACCAGAUACAUUUCUUGUACAUGUCGACUUUGCUUGCAUUAGUCAGCCCUCUAUUUCCACUCUUUCCAGCUUGGUCUGCCACAGUUUUAGCAGCUUUGGAACUGUUUAUGGAAGGCAGAUAUAUAUCAGCUGCUAGCAUGUCCAUUAUUCAUCUUGUGCUCUUGGAUUAUGGUGCAUCAGAAAUUCAUGAGGAUAUACCUGGUCAUACUGCCUAUCUUACAGGGCUUAGCAUCAUUGGUGUAAUGACAUUGUUCCCUUCUGCAACAAUAAUUGUUGUAAUAGCAGAAAUUCUGUUACCAAAUUGUUGUGGGAAACUCCUAGGAUACUAAUAGUACUCCCACAAAAGAUCGAUUGUAAAAAUAUACUGUACUUUAGAAAGAAAGAUUUCAAAAAUAAUAA
Messenger RNA from Quercus robur (English oak), 2642 nucleotides. RefSeq lists its product as uncharacterized. NCBI's taxonomy places the organism in Eukaryota, Viridiplantae, Streptophyta, Magnoliopsida, Fagales, Fagaceae. The coding region runs from base 38 to 2572 and encodes 844 amino acids. The transcript has a single exon. The record is from RefSeq and is a predicted model, not a curated record.